GCGAGAAUCAGUGUAAUUUUUCCUCAGUCUGCCGCCGACUUUGGACCAAAAUAAAUAUAUUCUGACGGACUCCCAGUGCCAAUUGGAACACUCUGCGACGAGGAUUACUUACUAGUUAUGAGGAUUACGCGCCGUUAUGUCUGGAACAUCGACCUCUGAACGCUCCAACUCCGAGGACAGCCCAUUGAAUCCGUGCCUGACGGAGGUGCUCAGGACCUGUGCCAACAUCCAGUCGAUAGAGAGCUUGAACUACGAGUACAACGACGUGUUCCUCACCGAAUCCAGCGAGGGAGGCAAAAUGAUAACGCCGAAUCCGUACUCCUUCAGUGGCAACAUUUCCAUAAGCAGUUGUCCCAGCGAAGACGUUUCCUUCACCGAGAGCAUUCUGGAGAAUGGCCGCAUAUCGCUGGCCUAUGAGAACCUGAAGACGAUUCCCCGGCGACUGGCAGACAAGUUCGCUGCACAGACCAAGUUCCUCGAUCUGAGUCACAAUGAUUUCCGAAAUCUAAGAUUUCUCUCCUUUUUCGAGGACCUGGACACUUUGAUUCUGGACCGCAACGUGAACCUGGACAUAAAUACCUUUCCCUACUUGCCGAGCUUGAGGAUCUUGUGGAUCAACAAUUGCGAUAUAGCAAACAUCACGGACUGGAUACACCGCAUCGAACGGCAGUGUCCUGCGCUGGAUCAGCUCUCUUGCAUGGGGAAUCCUGGCAUUCGCACUGUUUUCGGUGGCCAAGGACCGCGUGAUUAUAUCCUGCAGGUUCUGCCCCAGCUGAAGUACCUCGAUGGACUGCCGGUUUGCAGCGGGAGUGGAGGCCAUACGGCUCUCUCCUCUUCGCAGGGACAUGGUCAGGAUUCCACCAGCAACUCGGAGAAGCCGGUGCCCGCAGCUACACUCACUUUCAAGGACUUCUUCCGGCCGAAGCAUUCAAGGAAAUCGCACAGUGGACGAACCUACUUCAAUGGCUCGUCGACAAAUUGAAUUGCUCUGCCGCUGGAGGGAGGGGCACUCCACUGAUUGCAUUCUGUCCCAUUGUUGGACUAUUUUUAACCGUCCGCCGGAUUAUCAGCGCUGCCCUCGGAUGCCCUGCAGUCGUCGAUUGCACCUACAGUGCGAUGCAAGUAAAUAUGCAUAUGAUAAUACGUAUAUGAAAAUGCCAUUGUAUGGCGGUGGACACGCACGAGCCUAGUGAGAAUUAAUCUAGUACAUUAAAGCAAUUUUUACAUUAAUACGAGUCAAUGGACUCUAUGAAUAGUCAAGUAAACAGUACGUAUAUAGCAGUCCCCAUCUUGAGAAUAAAAUUUAACAGCAUUAUGAAUGUCGUUCAA
This is a messenger RNA of Drosophila biarmipes, 1329 nucleotides long. RefSeq lists its product as uncharacterized. Lineage: Eukaryota; Metazoa; Arthropoda; Insecta; Diptera; Drosophilidae. The transcript is spliced from 3 exons. The record is from RefSeq and is a predicted model, not a curated record. The coding region runs from base 137 to 982 and encodes 281 amino acids.